Messenger RNA from Aaosphaeria arxii CBS 175.79, 1453 nucleotides. Its product is annotated as zf-DHHC-domain-containing protein. Gene Ontology annotation, biological process: peptidyl-L-cysteine S-palmitoylation; protein targeting to membrane. Gene Ontology annotation, molecular function: protein-cysteine S-palmitoyltransferase activity. The transcript has a single exon. The record is from RefSeq and is a predicted model, not a curated record. Gene Ontology annotation, cellular component: endoplasmic reticulum; Golgi apparatus. Bases 203 to 1306 code for a protein of 367 amino acids. NCBI's taxonomy places the organism in Eukaryota, Fungi, Ascomycota, Dothideomycetes, Pleosporales.
CAACCUUCACUGUCGCACCAGAUAACUAACAACGGAGUACCUCGAGGUGCUUUACAGACUCUGGUUAUCUCACAGAACCCAUCUCCCCAUUGUCGCUGUCUAUGCGGAGUGCUAAUAGCCAGCGCUAUUCGCGACUUUCAUACGAACCCCGCCCUCUACCUCUACCGCGUUUCCACCAACACACAGAUAAAACAGAUAUAAAAUGGCGAUAUCAGAAGAGCGUCAGAACGCCAUGGAUAAGAAGGCAAAUCAAAUCAUGUCCGUCGUGCUGCCCCUGGUCGAGGCUGCCGGCAUGGGUCUAGCAACAUAUGUCGUCGUCUAUCGGAUCUGUCUAAACGCGCUGAUCCAACCGAUCCCAAAAUACACGAACCAUGGUUUCGAGCCGAGACGAGCGACGGGUAUCGGACUACUCGUUGUCUACCUCCUUCUUCUAGUUGUCUUUUGCAUAACCUUUCUGCGUCUUUUGCAAGUCAUCUGGACUAAUCCUGGAGUGACUCCACUCGGCGAACCUUCUUCAGAGAAAAGCACCGCUUCAACGAAACAUUACGAUCGCCUCGAUGCCUACAUCUGCGAUUAUCAAGGAUGGCCUUUGUGGUGCGACAAAUGUCACAGUUUCAAACCAGAUAGGACCCACCACUCCAAACAAUUGGGAAGAUGUGUGCGGAGGAUGGAUCAUUACUGCCCUUAUGCUGGCGGAAUUAUAUCAGAGACUACACACAAGUUCUUCGUACAAUUUUUGUUCUAUGGAUUUCUUUAUACCGGAUUUACCUUGAUUGUGGUGGCCUACUUCCUGGCUGAGCGCCAUCGUGUCUUGCAUUCGGCUCCAGGAACAUGGGUAGUCGCCGUAGCACUCGCUGGUCUUUUUUUCCUCUUCACAUUCGGCAUGUUUGCCACGACAUUCUACAACCUUUCUAUCAACCAGACCACCGUCGAGGUCAUGCAGCGGGACUUUGUUCACCAGGUUGCACUUCGUGGAGGCAAUCUCAAUCCCCCAAACACCACAUCCGAUCAAUCCGUCGUACUCUGCGAAGUUAGCCGUAGCCCAACACGCUCUUACAUCGUGGUCCAAACGGAACUUGGUACCGGAUUGUGGGAUCUAGGGCCGCUUGCGAAUAUCAGGAGCAUCAUGGGAGAUUCUCUCAUCGAGUGGUUUGUACCUUUGCGAAUGAGCCCUUGUUUACAUCAUCGUGAUCAUUCAGGCGAAUUCCCAUGGGGCCGAAAGGUGGUUCGUUUAAUGGAAGAACAUGGCGCUGGCACCUCAUACCGACGAACACGUCGACGGUCGGGAGGUGCACAUGCUGCUUGAACCACCACCCUAGCUCGCGCUUUCAUCUGUUCGAAUUUUUCGUUUUUGGCAUAGCGUUGAUACCCUAGCGUUCUCACGCAUACAGUAAUACAUCUUUAAACCAAUUCCCUAUUCAUUGACUGAUUGUAAAAUCACUCUUCUUGAAUU